AUGCUCACCGUAAUGAAGCAGGGAAAAGAUCUGGAUCUGAGAUGUGAAGAACUGAUAAAGGAAGAGUUUGGUGAGAGGUGUUACUUUGAUGUGGACGUUGCCGUCCAGAAACUAGAGAAGUUGGGGAUCGUUUCCCGACACCAUUGGAAGCGAGCCAACGAGAUCAUAGGGAUCACCACCGAGGAGGUUGUCCUUAAGGCCAAACAGGGCGUCACCCCUUCUUGA
This is a messenger RNA of Eruca vesicaria subsp. sativa (arugula), 225 nucleotides long. NCBI's taxonomy places the organism in Eukaryota, Viridiplantae, Streptophyta, Magnoliopsida, Brassicales, Brassicaceae. The record is from the annotation of a GenBank genome assembly.